AUGUACGGGCAUCCUGUGCACUCCCGAGAAGAUUGGCCAGUGCAGGAAAUACGCGACAUCGAGAAGCUUGACGAGCAGCGGCCGGCUCUGCUCAAAGCCUGCGUGCAUUCGCCGCAUGCAUUGUGCAGCCAAUCUGGAGCAGCCUUCCUCCUCACCUGCCUUGCCCAGCGUGCCGGGGAAGUUGAAGUAGCCGUCGAAGUGCAACAUAGGCGACAGCUGGAAGUAGGCAGCAGCUUUCCUCUCAUCAGUCGAAAGAAGUUCCGAGAGUUUCUGGCAGAGCUCGACGAAGCAUCGCAGCAUCGGUCAUUGUGGCUAUGUGAUGAACAUUUGCUCAACGGCUUGGACAUGUUGCAUGGGGUUCGACAACUACCUCUUUUCGGUGCGGCCGAUCUGCUCAUGGCAGCGCCAAGUUUGUGCCCACAGUCGCUGGCUGCUGUUUGGAUUGCCUCGGCUGGCGCGUAUAGCUGUUGGCGACGAGAUCCCGUGUGUUGGAGCACGUGUGUUUUCCUGUUGCUGGGGAGUGCUACCCUCCACCUUCGCCCGAGCGAGUCUCCGCCACCAGCGGCAUUGCCUCCUGGAUUGGGUGGAGCUUCGACAGCUCCCUUCUCUGUGGAUGCUGAUGGUGAGUACGAGAUUCAUGUGUCUGCAGGAGAGGUGGCAGUGGUGCCUGCCGGUUGGUGGUACAACUUGAGAAGUGAAGCAAAGGUUUUCGCUCUGCAACUGCAGCGUCUGGGUCCGGCUUCUGCAAUCUGGGCUUUGCCGCAGCUGCGAAGUUUCGGCUAUUCGGUGCAUUUCAGUGCAACCUCCCCCGAAUCGCUGGUCAGAAGUGUGCAGGAAACAGCGUCUCGACUUGGCGCGCUUUCGGUGCUACGACGCUGCUGCAGAGGCCUGCAUCCCUUGCCCAGCGAGAUGGCGUUGCCGCUUAUGAAGCCAGUUUCCGCUAGCAGCCCGGGUGAGCUGCUGCAGGCGAUGUGGCACCUCAGUGCGCGGUACCCGGAUUUCGUGAUGUCCGGAACCUUGCUGCCUGCAGAUGCUGCCUGCUUCACCAGUGCAUCAUUGGAAGCCUUCGUUGCGACCGCCGGCUUUUGGCGGCCGCCUCUGUCGCAGAAGAUUGCAGCGGAUGCCUGCAGCGUCGACCUGGACCAGCUUCCGCUGCCAGGUCACACCGCUCUGCAGCGGAGUCCUUCAGGAUGUGGGCUGCCACGGGUUAUAUGGAUGUUUUGGGCACAAGGCCAUGAGGGACUGGGAGCUUUCCGACGAGCCUGCAUAAACUCAUGGAUGCACAGAAAUCCGGCGUGGCAAGUCCUGCUGCUCAGUGCACAGUCCUGCUUCCAGUAUUUGUCGGAAACAGACCUGCCAACCACGUGGCGCCACAUCCGACUGGAUGCUCAGGCUGAUGCAGUUCGCCUUGCACUGCUCUCCAAAUACGGCGGAGUUUAUGUGGAUGUCAGCGUUGUUUGCAACCAGUGCUUGGACCAGUGGCUUGUACCUCACAUGGAAGGAAACGUCACCCUCGCAGCGUUUGUGUUCAGGCAGUUCGGGCGCAGAGACCGCCGUAACCACGGAGAGUACAUAGAGAACUGGUUUCUCGCGUGUCCCAGAAAUAGCGACCUCGUUCGCAGCUGGCACGCUGCUUUUCUGCGAUUUUGGGACGGCCGGACAAAUGCAAUGGAUCAUGGAGGUUUGCAAGCCAGCACUAUGUUCAAGGGAGUCGAUCUGAGCUGCAUGCAGGAGUCGCAGAAGAAUUAUUUGACCAUGCACUGUUGCUUCAAGUGGCUGAUUGAUUCAGACUCGCGGGCUAGGCACCUGUGGAAAACCAGGACCGUUCUUUUCUCUGCAGAUGACGCGCUGGGUUGGAUUCUCGAACUGGAGGGCAUAGGCACAGACUGGGUGAAGAGCAAUGUCGCCGGGCGCCACGUCUCGCGGUGGUUGUACCGGGAUGAUGUGGCAUGGGUUUCUGCGCUUGUGCAGAGGGCGCCGAUUCUGAAAUUCGUGGGCCUGCAUGCGCAGGUUCUUGAUAAGCAACCGUCCGAGCACUUGCUGCGCACCGGGAGUUGCAUGCGUCGUCUGUUGCAGCAUGCUUUGCCGAAGCACUGCUGCACCGAAGUCCUUGACUGCCACAAGGCGGUUGAGCUAUUCAAGUUGAAGUUCGAAUUGGCCGAGUGA
This is a messenger RNA of Symbiodinium sp. CCMP2456, 2166 nucleotides long. NCBI's taxonomy places the organism in Eukaryota, Dinophyceae, Suessiales, Symbiodiniaceae. The record is from the annotation of a GenBank genome assembly.